GUUGAAUCGAAAAUGCUGGGAAAAUGACUUGCUAACACUGCCGGUCGGGCUAGCUACAUUUUUAGCAAGCUAGCUAACGUUAGCACAAGGGUAGUCCUUUCUCCUGGCGUUACCCUACAAAUACCUUUGUCGUUAUCAAUUAUUUCAGCGCUAUCUUAAUGUAUGCGAUGUGUGGUGUAAAAUGCUAACUUUAAAAGUUUAAUUUGGAAGUAUGGAAACUAGUAGGCUAAUAUUAGCUGGCUAUGUUAAGUAGCAUCACAUAGCUAACGGAUUAUGGCGCCCCGUUUACAGCUGGAGAAAGCGGCUUGGCGUUGGGUGGAAUCGGUGAAGCCAGAAGAUAUCAGGCAGGAGCAUAUCGAGCUAGCAUAUCGCGUCAAUCUCCUGGCCUGCAAGAGAGGAACCUGCAGGAGGAAUUGCAAAGGGAAUCCCAACUGUCUUGUGGGUAUUGGUGAACAGGCGUGGCUUGGGGAUAUUGAUGAAAAUGCUUUCCACAAUAUCGAUGACCCAAAUUCAGAACGUCGCGAUAAGAACACAUUUGUCGGCCUGACAAACCUGGGUGCAACAUGUUACGUCAACACAUUCCUGCAAGUUUGGUUCCACAACCUUGAGUUGCGUAGGAGCCUCUAUCAGUGCCACAAUCCCCGAGCCCAGGAACACAAUAUUGAGUCUGAUUACGAGCCUGAGUCUAUAUGCGAGCAUCUGCAGUAUCUGUUUGCACUACUGCAAAACAGCAACAGGAAAUACAUUGACCCUUCAGGGCUGGUCAAAGCACUGGGCCUGGACACAGGACAGCAACAGGAUGCCCAGGAGUUUUCCAAGCUUUUCUUGUCUUUAUUGGAGGACACGCUAUCUAAGCAAAAGAACCCCAACCUGCAGAAUGUCAUCCAGCGGCAGUUCUGCGGACAGUUCUCCUACGUUACUGUCUGUAACCAGUGUGGCCGAUCAUCUGCUCUGCCGUCCCGAUUCUACGAGCUGGAGCUGAACAUCCAGGGCCAUAAGAAUCUCACAGAGUGUGUCACAGAGUUCCUGAAGGAGGAGAAGCUGGAUGGAGAUAACCGCUAUUUCUGUGAGAGCUGUCAGAGUAAACAGAACGCUACUCGAAGGAUCAGAUUGCACAGCAUUCCUCCAACCAUCAAUCUGCAGCUCAUGCGCUUCGUCUUUGAUAGACUAACAGGCCACAAGAAGAAGCUCAACACCUUCAUCAGUUUCCCUGAGCAGCUGGACAUGGGGCCUUUCUUGGAAGGAAAAGAAGACCAGAAGUGUGUUUAUGAACUGAGUGCGGUGCUGAUCCACCGGGGCAUCAGUGCAUACUCUGGCCACUAUAUCGCCCAUGUGAAGGACGCCAGCACCGGGGACUGGUACAAGUUCAAUGAUGAGGAAAUUGAGAAAAUGGAAGGCAAGAAGCUGCAGCUCGGCAUUGAGGAGGACAUUGCUGAGACAGUGAAGUCCCAGACACGAAAGCCAAAGUGCAGCAAAGGCUACCACUGCUCCCGAAACGCCUACAUGCUGGUGUAUAAGGUCCAGGAAGAGGAGAAGUCUGAUUCCUCCUGUGUCAAUGUCGAGGUGCCAGCCUUCCUUCAGAGGUUGGUGGACCAAGACAACCAUAAAUUCGAGGAGUGGUGCACUGAGAUGGCGGAAAUGAGAAAACAGAGCGUGGAUAAGGGCAAGGCCAAGCAUGAGGAGGUGAAGGAGCUCUACGAGCUUUUACCCGCAAAAGACGGCGAGUUAUAUGAGUUCAUCCCAAUGGAGUGGUUGAAGAAGUGGCUAGAGGACUCCACUGCAACAAGAGAGAUCGACAACGCCAGCUUCCUUUGUUCUCACGGCAAACUGCACCCAGACAAGGUUGGGGACACCAAGAGGGUUUCCCUGCAAGCAGCCCAGGUCCUCUACGAGCGCUACAGCGGAGGGCCCAGACUGGACGGUUCCUCCAUGUGUAGAGAGUGUGUUAGCAAGCGGUGCAGAGUGCUGCGCCUCAAGAACCAGCUCAAUGAAGACUACAAGGAAAUCACCAACCUGGUUAAACGCACGCUCAGUGGUGAGGGCUACUGGACGGGCAAAGCCUCUCUGCGUAGCUGGAGGCAGUUGGCAUUAGAGCAGCUGGACGAAGACGAACAGGAAACCAAACACAGCAAUGGCCAGACCAAUGGACAGGGACCACACAUCAACUGCAAAGAGUUUGGUUCGGAGCUCUCAGAGGGAAACGAGGAUGACAUGAAGACUUUCAAUGAAGACAUUGUCUGCACUCACGGGGGUCUGAGUAUUUUGGAGACAGAACGGAAGCUGGUAUCCUCUGAAGUUUGGGACAAGCUAAGGGAAUACUUCCCCAAAGCCCCAGCAUUCACCCAAAACCAAGAGCCUUGUCAGCAGUGCCUGACUCUAGAGCAGGAAGAAAAGGACAACGAGGCGGUAAGUAAGAUGAUGGCCCUGGACCAGAAAAACCAGCUGCUCAACCUCUUCAAUGAGAAGAACCGGCCAAUCCUCAACAAGUGGCCUGAGGACACCGAUGUUCUGUACAUAGUCCCGCUGUUUUUCGUGGAUGAAUGGAGAAAGUUCAUAAGGAGGCCCACCAAGUCUUCUCCAGUGUCUAAUGUAGGCAACACUCUUCUGCUGUGUCCUCACGGAGGCUUCAUGUUCACCUACGACUCCCUCAUCACUGGAGAUGCUCAACAUGUAGCCCUGCUCUGGCCCAGCGAGUGGGAAGUGAUCAGCAGGCUCUUCAUCGUGGACCAGCCCAUCUCUAUCCACUGCUUCAAACAGACCACACCCAGCGGGGCCACCCCGCAGUACACCACUCAGCCUGAUAUCUGUUGGGAGUGUAGAGAGAGCUUCCUGUUCCAGCAGCAGAGGGACCUCAGAGAGUAUACCCAAGCAACCAUCUACAUCCGCAAAGUCAUGGAGGAGCAGAGGAUAAUAAAGGAGGGGGCUCCGGAGCUGACUGCCAGCAGCUCUGAGGCAGAGGAGGAGAAGGAGGAGCCUCCAAAGGUAGAUGGGGAGAGAGACCCAGACUUCAACCAGUCUCAAGAUGGUGCAAAGCGGCUGAAGUUGGAUGACGGCAGCUCAGCAUCAGUAGCUGCAGUCCCUGUGACCAACAUGACCAGACUAGGUGGGAUCAGGAGAAGCACCCGGCACAGGAAACUCAGAGGAGAGAAAGCGCUGAUCGUUUCUGCUAAUCAGACACUCAAAGAGCUAAAAAUACAGAUAAUGCACGCCUUCUCCGUGGCUCCAUUUGACCAGAACCUCUCCAUCAAUGGUGAAAGUCUGACGGACGACUCGGCCACUCUGGGUAGUCUGGGCGUCAUCCCCGAGAGCAUCAUCUGUCUAAAGGCUGAUGAGCCAAUAGCAGACUAUGCUGCAAUGGAUGAUGUCUAUCAGGUGAGAAUGCCUGAAGAGGGAUUUAAAGGCACUGGGCUUCUCGGCCACUGAGGAUAGCGGGGACGUUGCUAUCCUUGAAUUGGACGGAUACAAAUUUCAAAUGAAACAAAGUUUAAAUUUGUCAAGGGUCCAUAUAUAAAUAAGUGCUUUAAUUUGUUUUUUUUACGUUUUGAGUAGGCUUUCUUUAAUAAAACUGUGACUAUGUUGCAAAGCCGCUGCUUUUCUCUACUUAGGGUUAGCUGGACUUUGAUAUUUAAAAUUCUUAAUGAUUCUGAAGGACGUGUGGCAGUGCUGCUACCUGACUAAUAGAAUCUGAAUGAAUCUGUUUUAUUCUGAGGCUUGGCUUCAGUAAACUUCUACUUUUACUCAAAAAUUAGCUUUGUUUUUGACUCUUUUAAAUUAUGGCAGAAAAAAAAUCAAUCCAAUAUUCUCUCUUUCCUUUACGUGGAAGCUUGUAUUCUCACUGCAGAGUUUUCAGGUUUGUCAAAAGAAUGCACGAGUAACUGUUAAGUAUUACAAAUAUAACUGCUCCUAAAUGUUAGAACAUUAAUUACCUCUACAGCAAAUCUAUAUCCAUAUACUCCAUGUGGCAUUUAGAAUUACGUAGCUACACGGUGAGAGUUGGGAGUGAGAAACAGAAUGCAAGCAGUGAUAUGUCCUGUUCUUUUCACUGUUAUUUCUUAUGGACAAUAAAGUUAUUUUCAAAGCA
Eleginops maclovinus (Patagonian blennie) is the source of this 4081-nucleotide messenger RNA. It is a transcript of the gene usp48, whose product is annotated as ubiquitin specific peptidase 48. Gene Ontology annotation, biological process: protein deubiquitination. The coding region runs from base 274 to 3423 and encodes 1049 amino acids. Lineage: Eukaryota; Metazoa; Chordata; Actinopteri; Perciformes; Eleginopidae. The transcript has 28 exons. Gene Ontology annotation, cellular component: nucleus; cytosol. Gene Ontology annotation, molecular function: cysteine-type deubiquitinase activity; protein binding; cysteine-type endopeptidase activity. The record is from RefSeq and is a predicted model, not a curated record.